Molecule: messenger RNA, 621 nt
Organism: Sabethes cyaneus
Lineage: Eukaryota; Metazoa; Arthropoda; Insecta; Diptera; Culicidae
Product: partner of Y14 and mago-like
Exons: 2
Coding region: 1-621 (206 amino acids)
Source: RefSeq, a predicted model, not a curated record
AUGGGCAAUCGGCCCUCGCAAUUAGGAUAUCAGCAACAAGGAUUGCUCGGCACAGAUUUCUCCUGGUUGCUAGCGUCUCCAGCCUCCAAUCUAAUUAGCAUCAGGCGCGCUUCAUAUCUUGUUAGAUUAAAAUUAGAAGCUGAAUUUUCUCGUCGGAGCACUCAAAAUUCCAUCCCUGGUUUGUUGAUACUGGCACAGGAUGAUAAAACGUAUCAACAGCAGCAGCAACAUCAAAGGUCGCGGCCAGCGAAUUCUAAACCGAAGAAGAAAACGGUCGAAUUACCUGAUGUCCUUCUGGAGCAGAAACAGAAGGAGGAUCAAAACCGUGCACGUCCUCAUACUCUACAGAAUCAAAAACAAGGAAGAUCUAAACAACAGCACCUGACUGACGUAACAAAAGCUAUGGGUAACCUACAGCUAACGGGACUUAGCGAUGGCCAUCCUGAUCUCAGCAAGAAAUUGCGCAAAUUACGGAAGAAAAUUCGUGAAAUCGAAGUAAUUGAAGAACGGUUACGAUCGAACGAUUGUCCGCGUCCAGACAAAGAUCAGAUUGAAAAGGCUAAGCGGAAACCAAAAAUCUUAAAGGAGAUUGAAGAAUUGGAACGAAGUAUGCCUAAAUGA